Molecule: messenger RNA, 1714 nt
Organism: Macrobrachium nipponense
Lineage: Eukaryota; Metazoa; Arthropoda; Malacostraca; Decapoda; Palaemonidae
Exons: 6
Coding region: 156-1073 (305 amino acids)
Biological process (GO): signal transduction; G1/S transition of mitotic cell cycle; regulation of G2/M transition of mitotic cell cycle
Cellular component (GO): cyclin-dependent protein kinase holoenzyme complex; nucleus; cytoplasm
Molecular function (GO): cyclin binding; ATP binding; cyclin-dependent protein serine/threonine kinase activity
Source: RefSeq, a predicted model, not a curated record
AAUGCUAAGUUAGAGCGCGGGAAACCUGUCGACGCCAUCAACGUUCCCGCGUUGUCGCCUUCUCUCCCUCAUCUCCCUUCGCAUUUGUGUUCCUUUCGGUGCUCCGUGCACGCCCACCACACGGCAGCGCCCACUGCCCGGCCUAUGGCGCCCCAAUGUCGGUCAACGACUACGAGAAGAUCGAGAAAAUAGGCGAGGGGACCUAUGGCGUUGUUUACAAAGCUCAGGACCGGAUCACUCGCAGGAUCGUCGCCCUCAAGAAGAUACGACUAGAGAACGAGGUGGAUGGGGUGCCGAGUACAGCCUUGAGAGAAAUAACCCUGCUGAAGGAACUCGACCAUGAGAACAUUGUGCGGCUUGUUGAUGUGGUACAUGGGGACCGCAAACUGUACAUGGUUUUCGAGUACCUGAAUCAGGACCUUAAGAAGCUGUUCGACCAAUGCCCAGGGGGACUGCCACAAGAUUUGGUAUGCAGUUACAUGCAACAGCUACUGAGAGGAAUUGCAUUUUGCCAUGCGCACCGCAUUCUCCAUCGGGAUCUCAAACCUCAGAACCUCCUCAUUGAUGCUAAAGGUUACAUAAAGCUUGCUGAUUUUGGACUUGCAAGGGCAUUCUGCCUUCCUUUAAGGGCAUAUACUCAUGAAGUGGUGACACUUUGGUACCGUGCGCCAGAAAUUCUUCUUGGGGCAAAGAACUAUUGCACAGCUGUGGAUAUGUGGAGUUUAGGAGCUAUAUUUGCUGAAAUGCUCACAAAGAAGGCCUUAUUCCCUGGCGAUUCGGAAAUCGAUCAGCUCUUCCGCAUCUUCAGGACGCUUGGUACCCCAGGUGAAGAAGACUGGCCUGGUGUGUCCCAGCUUCCAGACUACAAGAGAUCAUUUCCACGUUGGGAAGUAAAUGCUGCAAGUAACUUGGCUCAGCUGGUGCCACAAUUAGACACUAAUGGGAGAUGCUUGUUGCUGAGAAUGUUGACUUACAACCCAAGGAUGCGUAUUACAGCCAGGCAAGCUCUACAACACGAGUAUUUUGAAGAUUGCAAGAUGGUUCCUCCACCCCAAAAUUUUGUUAGAAGCUAGAGAAUUUUGUUUCAUACAGGAGUAAUGUAGUAUUAGGGAUUGAUUAAUUGGCUUUUAGUGUUUUAGAAUUUUUCUUUUUAUUGCUGAUUGAAAAGUAGAAUAAGUGUUUAUGAUUCAAGGAUUUUUUUUAUAUGGAGACUGAAUGCAAAAUGUAUAGCAGUUUUGUUACUUAUUAAUACUGUCAUUGCUCCAUUUUUAGUAUUGAGAGGGAAGAGUUUUUAGUUUAGGACCAUUCUUUUUAUUUUUCAACAUUGAGAAUGUUGAAGUACAAGUGAAGUUUUGAGCAAGUAAUUCUGUUAUGAAUUAUUUCUCGUCCUUUGUUUUAAUUUUGCAGUUUGAUUUAAUAAUCCAGUAAGUGGUGAAGUUUUAUUUUGAAGGUCUACAAGGUCUUUUGAUGACUUAGCAAUUAAGUGUCAAGUCUGGCUGUGAGAAUUCAUUAAUUUUAAGGAAGAAUAAUGCAUUAUAUUUACUUUUGUGACAUACUGAUAGUUUUUAAUUCCAACUUCUAUAGCAUGGGACAUUUUUACAAGGAAAAAUUUAUAAUCUAUCAAAAUUUAUUUGGGUAUGCCUAGUUUUUUUACUCAGUUUUUUGAAGUUUAUACUUUUGUAUAAAGAAAACCAAUAAAAGUUAUAAAUUUUUA